This is a messenger RNA of Thyridium curvatum, 1881 nucleotides long. RefSeq lists its product as uncharacterized. The transcript has a single exon. The record is from RefSeq and is a predicted model, not a curated record. NCBI's taxonomy places the organism in Eukaryota, Fungi, Ascomycota, Sordariomycetes, Thyridiales, Thyridiaceae. Bases 1 to 1881 code for a protein of 626 amino acids.
AUGCAGUCCCUUAUGCCAUAUGAAUACGCUCCCCUCCAGCACGACUCCUCCAUCAGGCUCCUCCUCCUCAACCCAUCACAAGACCACAAUGCCGACCUCACAGGCUCGCUUCUGUACACCACCCUCAGCGAAGCCGACGCCGACAUAAUUAACCCCUACUCAGCCCUCUCUUACGUGUGGGGCAGCCCGCAGCGCUCGCAUUCCAUCAUUAUCGACGGCCGGCGGCAUGGCAUCACAGCCUCUCUCGACGCCGCCCUUCGAGAUAUGCGCGACCAGUCGCGGCAGCACCGCAUCUGGGCCGACGCACUGUGCAUCAACCAGGACGACGUCGAGGAGCGCAGCCGGCAGGUGCGGAUCAUGGGCACGAUCUAUGCGACGGCGCGGAACACCAUCAUCCACCUCGGCGGCCUGACGCCUAACGUUGAGCUCGUCUUUGCCGCUGCCGCUGGGACGAGUACUCGGCAGGACGAAGCGGCGCGCAGGGAGGUCUUGACCGCGGCAGCUCUGGACAUCCUCCAGCGGCCGUGGUUCCAGAGAGUCUGGGUCCUGCAGGAGCUCGUCCUGUCCGACGUCCCCUGGGUGCAGUGCGGCCGCGCAAAGGUCAAAUGGGACGACCUGGCGCAGUGCCUCUUCGGGCGCGCGCUGAUGGACCUGCCCAAGCACAACCAGAGGUUCAAGCUGGUGCACGACAUGGCCGUGGCGCGGGGGAACCGGUGGCACGGCAACAAGAGCCUCCUCGCCCACUUCCUCACCAACCGGCGCGGCCUCGGCGUGCAGGAGCCCGUGGACAUGAUCUUUGCCCACGUGGGCAUGGCCUCAGAGGCACACACGUGGAGGAGAUACGUCGAGGUCGACUACUCCACCCCCGUGCGCGAUGCGUAUCUCGGUGCUGCCAAGUACAUUCUCGAUCAGUGGGGCGUCGAUGCCCUACUGCUCUCGGCGGAGGACGACGGCAGCGGCAGGCUGCGCCGUGACGGCGUCUUGCCGAGCUGGGUGCCGGACUGGACGGCCAAGCGGCCCGCCGCCAAGGCGCGGCCCUCGGAUCCCAUGCCGCUGAUCGUCGUGGAGGACGCCGCGCCGAGCCACAGCCCGGAACUUCACGUCAUCGUCAAGUCGUCGAUACUGGUGCACAUCGGGCGGUGCUGCGGGGUGGUCGAGCAGACGUGCGACAUUCCCGUGCCGACAUCGAUACCUUUCGACGCCGAAGCGGUGCGCAAUGCGCGCAACCUCCUGUCGGGGCUCGGAGGACUGGCUCAUAACAGGUGGCAGAGCCGCAGGCACCUGGCGACGGCAGAGGAGAUCGAGGAGCACAAGCGCACAACCACGAGAGCCCUGGCCGAGGAAUUUGCGACCAUAGCGUGGGAAGGUGCCACGCGGCAGCAGAGGGAAAAAGGGGUGAUGGCUUGCAGUCAGGGUUCAACGAGCUCCUUGUCGCGGGAGCAGCUGGUCGCCUUCUUGAGCGAACUACUCCUGAGUGCGGCUGGGAUGGCCUUCGAACAAAUUGACAUCUUUGAUGAGAUGCGAGAGUACCUCUACGCCACGGGCGACAGCACAGUCCUCGACGGCCGUUGUUUCGCGCGUGUGAGGGGCAGGGGCUGGCUCCUCGUCCCCUACGGUACCAGGGCCGGCGAUGUAGUGUACAGGUUUAUGAACACGGAAUCUAGAUUCAGGGAGGAGGCUUUCAUCCUGAGGAAGUGGCAGGGACCGGAUCCGGUCAUGGAUAGUUCCGACUACGAACUGGCUCAAGCCAGCAUUUUGAGAGGAUAUCUAAAGACGGCUCUGGACUAUCCCUUUAAGCAUUAUAGAUUGGUCGGGCAGUGCAUGGUUAUCUGCUGGUCUGGCCAAAGGCUCCCAUCAUGGACAUUUGCCGUGCUACAUUAG